AUGAAUCAAAAAGAUAAGAGGUCAAGGAUGCAAGCUGAUCUUUCAUAUUACUCUCACACUGUUGAGUGCAAUUUUUUAAUUGCUCGAAUGAAACUUUGCUAUAAUGAUCAUCCUUUUAGAAAAUUCUUUGGUUACUGUGACAAAGAAGAAAACGACGUUGCUUCAUGCUGUCAUGAGGAACGACUUCUCAAAAGGAAAAACAACCCUCGAUAUUCCCGAAGAAUGACGGAAAGUCGUUGCUUGCCAGAAAGUUCUUAUACUUCUACUCUUAAAAAGCUGAAAGAGGAAGGUAUUCUGGUUAUUAGACCGGAAGUUAGUAAAAAUUCCGAUAUAAUGGAAAGAAACAGGGGAUCAAGUGAUAAAGAUUUGCUUGUAGUGGCUUCGAAGUCAGAUAAGAAAACACGAUUUCUAUCAAAUUAA
Thelazia callipaeda (thelaziosis nematode) is the source of this 420-nucleotide messenger RNA. Lineage: Eukaryota; Metazoa; Nematoda; Chromadorea; Rhabditida; Thelaziidae. The record is from the annotation of a GenBank genome assembly.